AAAAUGGCUUUGAAUGGUUUUAGUAAACAAGCUUUAAUAAGACUGAAUUAUAUUGAAUUCUCAUUAUUUCGAUAAGUUUAUAAAAAAAACUUUUCUUUCUUUCAUUAGCGGUUUAAUAUUUCAUGACGUUUUAUGAUUAUAGACAUAGCAAUUCUCGUUAAGUUAAAAACGUGAACAGAGGCUUGAGCAAUGUGAAUGGUACUCGUUGAAAAUUAAUGAGGUUUCAGCGGUUGAAUAAUUAUUAUAAUUAGCAGAUAAAGUGGUUUUGUUAGAAAUUGUGGACAGUUGUGUUUAGUUGGAAUAUUGUCAAGUUGUUGUGUGUAGUUGAAAAUUACAAAAAGGAAGUUUUCUACACAUCACGUUGUGUGUGGAGGGAGAGUAAUUUUUGUUUUUGGAUAUCAUAUACCAUGUUGAACAUCACAGCCGUUGUUGUGUUUUUAAUUCUGCUAGCUAUUGUUGCAGUUUUUCUCAAUAUUUUGUGCAUUUACAUCAUCCGAACGUCGAAGACUUUACGCGAUAAAUCAUCGUCACUGCUCGUACUAAACCUUCUGGUCGUGCAUCUCGCGCAGGGAUUGUUCGUGUUUCCGUUUUAUGCUGGCAAGAAGUUAAAAGUUGCAAGUUUAUUUUGGGGUCGUGUUUUUGCGAAUGGUUUUCGUUUUUCGUACAUGUUAACUUUUUAUGGGACAUGUCUUGGUGUGUUGUUUAUCUCCGUCGAUCGAUUCUUAGCAGCAUUCUGGUUUAAUAAAUACAAGCCAAGGGUCACCAAACGACGUGUAAAAAUAGUUUUGGUUUUGUUGUGGAUAUAUAUUAUUUCACUGUGUCUCAUCCCGUUUAUACCUCAGGAAAAAACAGAAAUUUCUUCAAAAGUUGGUAGCGUUAAUAAGAUCAAUUCGACUUUGUCUAUCAACUCGACUUUGUUAAUGAACUCGUCUCUGCAAUCGAACUCUACUAAAAAAAAUCGUCCACAGUUUUACUUUUACGUGCAGCAAAAAGAAUGGGUUGUUUUCAUGCUCUGUGUAAACACAGCCUUGCCGUAUUUGUUAAUCAUAUUGUCCUAUGUUUACAUUAUACACAGAUUAAAAAUCAUUGAGAAUGUUCGCACCGGGGAGCGUGGUCGUUCACAUAGCGCAGUCACGUUAAUAGACCGAAGUGGAAAGGAGAUAGAAUUGAGAAAAAAAGAUAUAAGAAAGUACAAGGAAGUGACCUUGCUUACUUUCAUCUUGGCCAUCACUUAUGCCGUCUUCUGGACUCCUUCUACUAUUUACUAUCCCAUAUUGGACAUGUGUAAGAAUUGUUUUCCAGAAGAUUACGACGAUUCUCCUUUAGAGCAACACAUUGGUUUUAUUGUGAAGUAUUUAGCUUUUCUUGAUGCUGUUGCUGCUCCACUGAUAUAUUGUUUUCAUCAUGGAGAAUUUCGAAAAUCUUUACUGCGAAUGCGCAGUAAAUUGUUACGUGAGCAUGCGGUGGAGAGCCACGGUAACGACUCAACUGAACUUAUGUAGGAUGGAGCUGUAAAAAGUAAUAAGUAACAAAACAGUAACAUCCACGUAACCCUUCUAGGGAGAGAUCUCAUUUCAUUGUAUCCAGUGAAUAUAGUAACUAACUGCAUUGUAAUUAACAGCGAAAACUGUUGUAUCAAAUCUUUGUGGAGGAGUGCGUAUACGUAAAGGCGCAUUAAAAGGCGCAAAAAAGGAUCUUAAUUUAAUUAUUCACCUUCGUAACGAUGGGAUAUAAUAGGAAGAACUAUUUUUAUAGCUAUGUGAUUUAUUUUUGUAAAUUUUGUGUAAAAUAAACCCAAGUUGGAUGAAAAAAAUUUGACAUGUAUAAAUUGA
Hydractinia symbiolongicarpus is the source of this 1832-nucleotide messenger RNA. Its product is annotated as adenosine receptor A2b-like. Bases 408 to 1502 code for a protein of 364 amino acids. Gene Ontology annotation, molecular function: peptide binding; G protein-coupled receptor activity. The transcript has a single exon. Gene Ontology annotation, biological process: G protein-coupled receptor signaling pathway. NCBI's taxonomy places the organism in Eukaryota, Metazoa, Cnidaria, Hydrozoa, Anthoathecata, Hydractiniidae. Gene Ontology annotation, cellular component: membrane. The record is from RefSeq and is a predicted model, not a curated record.